AUGUUGAGAACUAUAAGGUCAUCUCAGCGUUUGUUACAUGCUUCUAAAUUCACCAGGAUCGGUGCUGUAAGCAAACCGACUUCCUUGGCUGUUUUCAGUCGUGGAUUGGCUAGUGGUGCAUCUUCGACGGACAACUUCCUGUCCACCACCAAUGCAUCAUAUAUCGAUGAGAUGUACGAAGCUUGGCAAAAGGAUCCCACUUCAGUUCAUGUCUCUUGGGAUGCUUAUUUCAAGAACAUGGGUAAUCUGAAUAUUCCAGCCUCUUCUGCCUUCACCGCCCCACCAACAUUAAUUCCAAUACCAACGGGUCCUGGUGUGCCUCAAGAUAUAUUGAUAGGGGGUUCGUUAAGUGGCGUUGACCAAGACAUCACAACACAUUUAAAAGUGCAACUUUUGUGCCGUGCUUACCAAGUAAGAGGUCACCAGAAGGCUCAUAUUGAUCCGUUACAAAUUUCAUUUGGUGAUGAUAAGAGUAAACCUCUACCUCGUGAGUUGACUUUGGAACACUAUGGAUUCACAGAAAAGGAUCUAGAUAGAGAUAUCACAUUGGGACCCGGUAUCUUGCCACGUUUCUCUCGUGAUGGUAGAAAGACCAUGAAACUAAGAGAAAUUAUUGCUGCUUUGGAAAAAUUGUACUGUUCUGGAUACGGUAUCGAAUACAUUCAUAUCCCUUCAAAAGAACAAUGUGAAUGGUUAAGAGAAAGAAUUGAAAUCCCACAACCUUAUAAUUAUACCGUAGACCAAAAGAGACAAAUUUUGGAUAGACUGACUUGGGCUACUUCUUUUGAAACUUUCUUAUCUACUAAAUUCCCUAACGAUAAGAGAUUCGGUUUGGAAGGUUUAGAAGGUGUUGUUCCUGGUAUCAAGACCUUGAUUGACCGUUCCGUUGAAUUAGGUGUUGAAGAUGUUGUCUUGGGUAUGGCUCAUCGUGGUAGAUUAAACGUUUUGUCUAAUGUGGUGCGUAAACCAAACGAAUCCAUCUUCUCAGAAUUUAAGGGUUCUGUUGCUCCAGAAGAAUACGAGGGUUCCGGUGAUGUGAAAUAUCAUUUGGGUAUGAAUUACCAAAGACCAACUACCUCUGGUAAAUACGUUAACUUGUCUUUGGUUGCUAACCCAUCUCAUUUGGAAGCCGCUGAUCCUGUUGUUUUGGGUAGAACUAGAGCCAUCCAGUUCUCUAAGAACGAUAUUGGCAAGUAUGACAAGGCCAUCAGCGUCCUAUUGCACGGUGAUGCUGCUUUCGCUGCUCAAGGUAUCGUUUACGAAACCAUGGGUUUCCUACAUUUGCCAGCAUACUCUACUGGUGGUACCAUUCACGUUAUCACAAACAACCAAAUCGGUUUCACUACUGAUCCAAGAUUCGCUAGAUCAACUCUAUACCCAUCUGAUUUGGGUAAAACCAUUGAUGCUCCUAUCUUCCAUGUAAAUGCCAACGAUGUUGAAGCUCUUACAUUCAUUUUCAACUUGGCUGCUGAAUGGAGAGCUACUUUCCACACUGAUGCCAUUAUUGACGUCGUCGGAUGGAGAAAGCAUGGUCAUAAUGAAACUGACCAACCUUCCUUCACACAACCAUUAAUGUACCAAAAGAUUUCUAAGCAAAAAUCUGUCAUUGACGUUUACACGGAAAAGUUGGUAUCUGAAGGUUCCUUCACCAAGCAAGAUAUCGAUGAACAUAAGAAAUGGGUUUGGGGUCUAUUCGAGGAAGCAUAUGAGAAGGCAAAGGACUAUAAGCCAACUUCAAGAGAAUGGUUAACUGCUGCUUGGGAAGGUUUCAAGUCUCCAAAGGCUUUAGCUACUGAAAUCUUAUCCCACGAACCAACCGUCGUUGAUGCUGAUACUUUGAAGAACAUUGGUAAGACCAUCUCCUCAUGGCCAGAGAACUUCGAAGUUCAUAAGAACUUGAAGAGAAUUUUAACCAACAGAGGUAAAGCAGUUGAAUCCGGUGAAGGUAUUGACUGGUCUACCGGUGAAGCAUUAGCUUUCGGUUCCUUAGUGUUGGAAGGUAAUCACGUCAGAGUUUCUGGUGAAGAUGUUGAAAGAGGUACCUUUUCACAAAGACAUGCUGUUCUUCACGACCAAAAAUCCGAGAAUACUUACACUCCAUUAAAGCACUUGUCUGAAAAACAAGCUAACUUCACCAUCUGUAAUUCUUCGUUGUCUGAAUACGGUUGUAUGGGUUUCGAGUAUGGUUACUCUUUGACUAACCCAGAUUAUUUCGUUGUUUGGGAAGCUCAAUUCGGUGAUUUCGCCAACACUGCUCAAGUCAUCAUCGAUCAAUUCAUUGCCGCUGGUGAAGUGAAAUGGAAGCAAAGAUCCGGGUUAGUCUUGUCCUUGCCUCACGGUUACGAUGGUCAAGGUCCAGAGCAUUCUUCAGGUAGAUUGGAGAGAUUCUUGCAACUAGGUAACGAAGAUCCAAGAUAUUUCCCAAGUGAAGAAAAGUUGCAAAGACAACAUCAAGAUUGUAACUUCCAAAUUGUUUAUCCAACCACUCCAGCCAACUUAUUCCACAUCCUAAGAAGACAACAACAUAGACAAUUCCGUAAGCCACUGGCAUUGUUCUUCUCUAAGCAAUUGUUACGUCACCCAUUGGCUAGAUCCAACUUGAACGAAUUCACCGAAGGUGGCUUCCAAUGGAUCAUAGAAGAUGUCGAAUUAGGUAAGAGCAUUGCACCAAAGGAAGAGAUUAAGCGAGUUGUUUUAUUGUCAGGUCAAGUUUACACUGCUUUGCAUAAAAAACGUGAAACUAUCCAAGACAAGAACACUGCAUUCAUUAAGAUUGAACAACUACAUCCAUUCCCAUACGCUCAAUUGCGUGAUGCCUUAAACACCUAUCCAAACUUGGAAGACAUCGUUUGGUGUCAAGAAGAACCAUUAAACAUGGGUGGAUGGGCAUAUGCUCAACCAAGAUUGCAAACUACCUUGAAGGAAACUGACAAAUACAAGGAUGCUAUUAUUAGAUAUGCUGGUAGAAACCCAAGUGGUUCCGUUGCUGCGGGUUCCAAGGCAUUGCACAACGCCGAAGAAGAAGCUUUCUUGAAGGAAGUCUUUGGCCAAUAG
This is a messenger RNA of Kluyveromyces lactis, 3054 nucleotides long. It is a transcript of the gene KGD1, whose product is annotated as alpha-ketoglutarate dehydrogenase KGD1. Gene Ontology annotation, molecular function: thiamine pyrophosphate binding; oxoglutarate dehydrogenase (succinyl-transferring) activity. The record is from RefSeq and is a predicted model, not a curated record. Gene Ontology annotation, cellular component: oxoglutarate dehydrogenase complex; mitochondrion. The transcript has a single exon. NCBI's taxonomy places the organism in Eukaryota, Fungi, Ascomycota, Saccharomycetes, Saccharomycetales, Saccharomycetaceae. Gene Ontology annotation, biological process: tricarboxylic acid cycle. Bases 1 to 3054 code for a protein of 1017 amino acids.